AUCAAUGUACAUGAUAAUAAUGGUCAAAACAAAAUUAAGAGGCAGAUGAGAUCCCACUUUUGCACUAGUACUAGUACCCCCCACAUGUUGCCUUCUUUUUAUCCGAACAGAUAACUAAUUAAAAAAAAAACAACCACCGCAAUGGGGGGUUUGGUUGGCUGCUUUUGGAAUUCGCAUGCAACAAAGAUUCCUUGCUGCCUCCCUCAAAUUCCCAGAAUACCCUCUCCUCAUUCCAACAAUCUUAUUUAUGGUGUGCGCCAGCUGUAUACCUCGGAUGGUGCCCCUAACCUCCUGUUUGUGUGUUGGUUGGUUGGUGCACGCAGCACGCUUCUUUCUUUCUUUCUUUCUCUCUCUUUUGGACUUGGUGUUGAAGCAAUCAUCAUUACCGUCGGUUCAUUUGUAAUUGUGGGAGUUUCCAUUUCCAACCAAGUGGACUCCUAAAUGCGAGAUGACGUCCAUAAGCAAUCACAGGUGACGUCAUUAACUGGAUGGAGGGAUGAUGUUUUGUUAAUUGUUAUUGUUACUGGUAGUGGUGGGGUUGUUCUUGUUCUUGUUACUUUGGUUUCUCACCUUCUCUAGAACAUGGAACAUGAAACAUGAACAUGGGCACCACCUAAUUCUGGAUAACGAAAUCUUAACCACUCACUACAUGUUGUACAAUGUUACUCAAUUCUCGGGCCAAGAAAGAAGGGGAAUCUAAUUGUCAUCCAACUUUAUUGGAUCGUUAUAGGCCCAGUUUGUUCCUCUCUACUUCACGGACUUUGGAGGAUCAAUCUCAGAUUGGGCCUGCCUCUAUAGAUAAGAAAUCAGACAAUAAAAGCAAAAUGAAUGUACAUCAUAAGCAGAGUUGCUCGUCCUCAACCCACUUCUUUCUUUCCUUCUCCCUUAUCCUAGCUACUAGCCUCUGCUCCUCACCAUUUUCCCACCGUUGAGGUUUCCGGUUCCCUCCAUGGCGGGAAUCUCCGCUUUCAAAUGCCCCUGUUUCCGCCCACCCUCUUCCUCUCUCUCUUACGCUUCUAACCCCUUCCUUCUCCCCCACCUCAGUCUUUCAUCCCCCCGCCGUCCCACAUUUCCGAAAAUAUAUGCAAUUACAAGCAACGACAUAAAAGUGGGCCUCAACAUUGAAGUGGAUGGAAAUCCUUGGAAGGUUAUUGAGUUCCUCCAUGUGAAACCUGGGAAAGGGGCCGCUUUUGUAAGAACCACAUUGCGAAAUUAUGUGACUGGAAACCAAGUUGAGAAAACUUUCAGAGCUGGAAGUAAGAUAGAAGAGGCUGACAUAUUCAAAGAAACCAAGCAAUACACUUAUAAAGAUGGUUCCCAAUAUGUUUUCAUGGACUUGAGUACAUAUGAAGAAUUCCGCCUCAACGAGGCAGAUGUUGGAGAUAAAUCUAAGUGGUUAAAAGAAGGCAUGGACUGCAAUUUGCUAUUCUGGAAGGCGAAGGUCAUUGAUUUUGAACUUCCUAUCACAGUGAAGUUGAAAGUCGUGGAAGCUGAUCCUGGUGUAAAGGGUGACACAGCUCAAGGAGGAUCUAAGCCCGUUACUCUUGACACUGGUGCUGUGGUUAGUGUCCCAUUGUUCAUAGGUGUUGGUGAGGAAAUCUUGAUAGAUACUAGAACUGGGCAGUACAUGAGCCGUGCGUAGCUUACUUGUUAUCAAUUUUUGGUGCACUUGAUGGUUUGCAAAAUCCGGCAUUUAUUUUUUUCCAUUUGUGGAUUUGAGAACAGUCCAUCAGGUCCUGUAGUAAAUGGGUUUCAGCUACUCCUUCAUGCAAGAGAAGCAACCAUAAGAGAGAUAAUGCGUUCUUUUUUGUAAUGGAAGCAUCAUUUACAUCAUUGAGAA
Messenger RNA from Sesamum indicum (sesame), 1840 nucleotides. Its product is annotated as elongation factor P (EF-P) family protein. The record is from RefSeq and is a predicted model, not a curated record. Gene Ontology annotation, molecular function: translation elongation factor activity. Gene Ontology annotation, cellular component: cytoplasm. Lineage: Eukaryota; Viridiplantae; Streptophyta; Magnoliopsida; Lamiales; Pedaliaceae. Gene Ontology annotation, biological process: translational elongation; peptide biosynthetic process.